Messenger RNA from Suillus discolor, 565 nucleotides. RefSeq lists its product as uncharacterized. The coding region runs from base 164 to 553 and encodes 129 amino acids. The transcript has a single exon. Gene Ontology annotation, biological process: mycotoxin biosynthetic process. The record is from RefSeq and is a predicted model, not a curated record. Lineage: Eukaryota; Fungi; Basidiomycota; Agaricomycetes; Boletales; Suillaceae.
CAAUCUUAUUGCACGAAGGCCUCGGUUGUCCGGCAGCAGUUUUUUCAAAGGAAUUGCUCUCAGCCAUGGUACUACAAAGCUUUCGAGCGUGUCCUGAAGGCUUGACUGACGAUUCCACGCAUCAGAUCUAUCCCUUCAAAUAGAUUUCGGAGAACCAGUAUGGAUGCGAAUAGACCAAACAGCACACUACCGCGCCGAUACGGAUGAGGGUGGAGAAGAGUUUGCGAAACUCGUUCCACGGGGAGGACAUACCGUUCCUAUCAAAGAUGCGGAGACGGGUGAAAGUCGCAUUUACACGGUGACACUCUUUCACCAGCUCAAGUGCCUGGGAAUUAUCCGUGACAACUACGCAGAAAUGCGCCCCCCGUCGUCGGUUACUCGUCACUGCAUGAAUUAUCUUCGUCAAUCGAUUUUGUGUAACCCCAACAUCAAAAUUGAGCCGGUCGUAAAUAACGUGGGGUCUGCCGUCAGGGGAUACGAGACUGUUUGUCGUGACUGGACAAAAGUUUACGAGGAGGUGGAUAAGCUACAUGGAAUGACUUCGGAUGUGUAGGAGGUUUGAACG